Messenger RNA from Closterium sp. Naga37s-1, 3048 nucleotides. NCBI's taxonomy places the organism in Eukaryota, Viridiplantae, Streptophyta, Zygnematophyceae, Desmidiales, Closteriaceae. The record is from the annotation of a GenBank genome assembly.
AUGAGGCCUCAGAAUCCUCCCCCAGGCUGGCGUCCCCCUCCACCCGGCGCCGCUCCGCCGUACGGCCUGCCCCCGGGAACCGCUCCGCCAGCACGACCGGGUUUCCCCCCGGGCCAGCACCCCCCGCAACAACCCGGAUUUCCGCGCGGACCCCCUGGUCCGGGACAGGUUCCGCCUGGUGCGCCGGGAUCCGCGCAGCCGGCUGGCGCAAGGCCCGCCGGACCUCCGUUCCCCGGCGGACCGUUCGCCGGCCUUCCGCCGGGCUCGCGGCCCGCAGGUCCGCCUCCCCCGGGGGUUGCGCCACCCGGCGCGCGAGGCCCGCCAGCUGGAUUUGCGGGUCCGCCUGCGGGUUUUCAAGGCCCUCCCGCGGGUGGUCCGCCAGGAGGAGCAGCCCGUCCGCCUGGCCCCUUCGCGGGCCCCCCCGCGGGGGGGCCGCGCCCUGGCGGUCCUCCGCCGGGUUCCGCUCCGCCAGGCGCCGCUCCCCCUGGCGCCCCUCGUCCCGGCGGUCCCCCUGCCGGAUACCCCGGUGCGCCGCAGCAGUACCCUGGCUACCCCCCCCAGCAGCAGGGCCCCCCGCCGCCGGUGCAAGCCCGCCCUCCGCCUGGCGGACCCGCGCCGUAUGGUUCGCCAUCGUACGGCGCUCCGCCGCAGCUGGCGCAGCCAGGCGCGCCUGUUAACGCGCCCGGAGGGCCUCCGCCGCCCUUCGGCGCACCUCACCCUCCGCCUGGCGCUGCGCCGCCGUCAUGGGGGGGAGCCGCCACGCAAUCUGCUCCGCCAACCCAGCAAAUGAGCGCGCUGGCUAUGGGCAGCCCUCCGCCUCCUGUCCCGGGGCAAUACGGUGCGCCGCCCGGGUCCGCCCCGGGGCAAUACGCGCAGCAUACUCCGCCUCCGCCCGGGUCCGCGCCGGGGCAGUACGGGCAGCAUGCGCCGCCUCCGCCGUUCUCCGCCGCCCCCCCGACAGGCCCUCCGCCUGGCGGAGCCAUGAUGCCCGGCGCGGGGCCUCCGCCGCCCUUCGGCGCUCCCCCGACUGCUGGCGCGGGGCAGCGACGCGCGUAUCCCAUGCCCGCGGGAACGCCUCCGGGCGUGGGCCCGCCCCCCCAGUCCCCCGGCAUGCAUCCCCCCUCCCCCACAGCGCCCUUCACAGGGCAGCCGGCGGGGCACCCCCGGGCGUGGGCGCGCCACCCCAGUCCCCGGGCAUGGGCGGACAUGCGCCCCCUUCCCCCGGGAUGGGCGCGCGGCAGCCCAUGGCGCCCUUCACAGGCCAGGCGCCGGGGCAGCAGGGGUACGCGCCCUAAGCUCCCCCACUCAUUUUGUUCCUCCUCCUCCCUCUUCCCCCCUCCCUCUCCCCCUGCCCCCCUCCCUCUCCCCCUUCCCCCCUCCCUCUCCCCCUUCCCCCCUCCCUCCCCCGUCGACCCUCUUCUCUUCCCACCUUCCCACUCCUCAGCCCCCGGGCGUGGGCGCGCCCCCCCAGUCCCCAGGCAUGGGCGGACAUGCGCCCACCUCCCCCGGGAUGGGCGCGCGGCAGCCCAUGGCGCCCUUCACAGGCCUCUCUCCCCUCCGUUUUUCCCCUCUCCUCCCCCACCCCAGCCUCCGGGCGUGGGCGCGCCCCCCCAGUCCCCCGGAAUGCAGCCCCCUUCCCCCGGCAUGGGCGCGCGGCAGCCCAUGGCGCCCUUCACAGGCCAGCCGGCGGGACAGCAGGGGUCCGCUCGUGCCCUAACCUCCCUCUCUCGUUCUCCGCUGUUCCCUCCGGGCGUGGGCGCCCCUCCCCAGUCCCCGGGCAUGGGCGGACAUGCGCCCCCCUCCCCCGGCAUGGGCGCGCGGCAGCCCAUGGCGCCCUUCACAGGCCAGGCGGCGGGGCAGCAGGGGUCGGCGCCCGGGUCUCGGAUCGACCCCAACCAGAUCCCCCGCCCUCCCCCUCCUGCGGACGCGUUUCUCUUUGAGACGCGGGUCAACGGCACGGCUAACCUGCCUCCGGCUGCCACGUCAUCGUUUGUGGUCCGCGACACGGGAAACUGCAGCCCCCGAUUUAUCCGAGCAUCGCUGAACCAGAUACCUCUCUCUGCGGAUCUCCUCACCACCUCCGCCAUGCCUCUCAGCAUCAUGAUCCAGCCAUUCGCCUUGCAGGACCCGGCUGACACGCCCGUGCAUGUGGUGGACUUUGGCGAGAUGGGCCCCGUCAGGUGCCACCGCUGCAAGGCAUACAUCAACCCAUUCAUGCGAUUCGUGGACCAUGGGAGGAAGUUCAUCUGCAACCUGUGUGGCGUAUCCAACGAGACUCCCCGUGAGUACGUGUGCAAUCUUGGCCCGGAUGGCAGGCGACGAGACGCGGACGAGCGGCCGGAGCUGAUGCACGGGAGCGUGGAGUUUGUGGCUCCCAAGGAGUACUCGAUCCGCGAUGCCAUGCCGCCGGUCUACUUCUUUCUUCUGGAUGUCUCUUUUAACGCUGUCGCCUCCGGAGCUGCCUCGGCUGCCUGCUCCUCCAUCUCCCGCAUUCUCCAGGACCUGCCUGAGGGUGGUCGCACGCUCGUUGCAUUCGCCACAUUUAACUCCACCAUCCAAUUCUACAGCCUCAACAGCUCCCUGGCGCAGCCGUCCAUGCUGGUGGUCCCAGAGGUGGAGGACGUCUACACCCCCCUGCCGUCAGACCUCAUCGUUCCGCUUGACGAGGCACGGGAGCGGCUGCAGCAGCUUCUGGAGUCGAUUCCUCAGAUGUUUGCCGAGACACGUGUUGCUGAUUCGUGCCUGGGGGCAGCGCUGCAGGGUGCUUUCCUUGCUAUGAAGAAAACAGGAGGCCGGAUCCUCGCCUUCCAGUCAGUUCUCCCCUCUGUGGGCCUCGGUUCACUUUCCUCUCGAGAGGCCGAAGGGAGGGCGAAUGCGACAGUGGCGGAUAAAGACGUGCUGAAGCUGCUGCAGCCCAGCGACAAGCAGCUGAGGCCGAUGGCGGAGGAAAUGGCGGACUUCCAAGUGGCGGUGGACAUUUUUCUGACCACCCAGGGGUUCGCUGAUGCAGCUUCCAUCGCUGUCGUUCCCAGGAUUACAGGCGGGCAG